AAGGCAAGAUGGCGGUUUGCGUUCGCCUCGUUCGUGUGGAUUGUUAGUGUUCUGGAUCUAGCUGAUGUUCACCUUGUCUAAGUUUUGAUAUCCGGAGGGAUUCGUUUGGUGAAAAUCGAGAGCCAUUCCCUAGAACUGCUUACGUUGUAGCAGGGACACAAGCAGACCAAGCCAAGAAAAACAAAAUUUUUGUCAUCAAGAUGCUGCGUAUGGACAAGACAAUCCCCCACCAUCUUACGUUUCCAGCAACAGAAAUUGUGAUGGUACUUCAUUUGUACCCAUUUUAGCAAAUUUUUUCAUCUUCCAUCAAGGAUCAAUAUUUUUCAUCAGAGUCAGCAUAAAGACAACCUGAAAAUGAAGAACGGCGGAUGGCUCAGAAAUCAAGUGAAAAUUUCAGAAAGAAGAGAGUGGCAGCAAGGAAUCCCCAUUCUAAUCCAUCCACUUCCAUGAAUGUGUCACGAUGACAAGAAAUUUUUUUGUGAUGAUGAGUUCAUGUUUAAUUUCGUUGACUCAAUCCAAACAGAAUCUCCUCGGAGUCUGUGGAGAAGGCAAUCUCUCAUUUGACGUAUUUGGAUAAGCAAUGUGCAUUGCUGCCAAUCUGUGAAACAAACAUUGAUGACUGUGCUUCAUCUCCAUGCAUGAACAUAGGUAUUUGCAAAGACGGAAUUGGAAAGUUCUCUUGCGAUUGAGAACCUGGUUCGAUCGGUCAGCGAUGCGAAUCAGUUGAGGUUCAUACCAGAAUAAACCUUGCCAGAAUGUUGCUAACUGUAUUAAUCUCUUCAGAGAUUUCUUGUGUGUGUGUCCAUCUGGAACAGCCAGUAAACAAUGUAAAACUGCUCUUGAACGAUGCAUCGGCAUUCCUUGCAUGCACGGAGGUCACUGCCAAGAUUUUGUCUCAAGGUUGAACUGUAUGUGCCCUGUGGACUAUGAAAGUAUCGAAAGCCAGUAUGAGUUUGACGCUUGCAGAGCAGAUGUCUGCAAGAAUGGUCCUCCGUGUGUUGACAAUUGCCCUGGGUACAAGUGUAUUUGCCCUCGUCCAUUCACAGGCAAAAAUUUUAAUGAGUACAGAGUUGACUGUCAUGAAAACUCAAGCCCACCAACGGCAACUUGCGUAAAUUCGACAGGCAGGUUCUAUUGUCAGUGCCCAUUCAAUCUCACAGGAGAUGACAGCAGAAGAACAAUUCAAGUUGAUUAUCAUCUAAGUUUCCCUGAAUCCCAAGCCAGUAGUGCCGUUCUUAGUGUACCAUUCCGAAUUUCCGGAAUAACUACCUUCACUAUUCCCAUGUGGGCACAGUUCUCCCACCGCAAUGAACCUGGUGUCUUCUUCACCUUAUACAGUGUGACAUCUGAUCAUAGAGCAAGCUUGUCUAACCUCAUUCAACUGGAGUUUAGAUUUCUCUCGUCCCUGAAAUUCAAGAUGUACCUUUAGCCUUCCAAGAGUACAAACAAAUAAUGAUGGUCAGUGGCACCACAUUGCCAUUGCUUUGGAGCAAGGAACUCUCACACUGGUCAGAGAAGGACUCAUCGCCAGCAAAAAUGAGGGCUUUGGUACUGGAAGACAACUCCCAGAAUUGCUGGGUUGUUUUGGGCAAACCAAGACGGAACAUUGCGAAGGCGUAUGCUGAAGCUGGUUUCCAAGGACAUUAGACCAAGGUCCUAGAUCGUCCCAUGAUUUUGACAUUACAAA
Messenger RNA from Bemisia tabaci, 1687 nucleotides. The record is from RefSeq and is a predicted model, not a curated record. Lineage: Eukaryota; Metazoa; Arthropoda; Insecta; Hemiptera; Aleyrodidae.